This is a messenger RNA of Candidozyma duobushaemuli, 2571 nucleotides long. RefSeq lists its product as uncharacterized. Lineage: Eukaryota; Fungi; Ascomycota; Pichiomycetes; Serinales; Metschnikowiaceae. The record is from RefSeq and is a predicted model, not a curated record. The transcript has a single exon. Bases 1 to 2571 code for a protein of 856 amino acids. Gene Ontology annotation, molecular function: protein binding.
AUGUAUGUUUCUCAUACUUCAGCUAACGAUGAAACCACCUCUUCCCCAGCGAAUACUAACGAUGCAAGGUUCCGCAAGGAGCAUUCAUUCAAUGAGGCAGCCUCGUCCAAUGAAACACCUGCUACUUCGUCCCAGUCCUUCAAUAUCCCCACCAACAAAGGCUCCAAGAGGUAUCCAAUCCAAGAUGUCUUCAACGUGUGGUAUGAGGUUAAAGACCAAGUUCUUAACCAGCCACCAGCUUCCAGGCCCCAGGAAAACUACAAGCAUUCUGUUCCCAAGGAGAUCUACCAUCUCAACUUGCAAAAACAAGCGCAAGGCGGUAUGCUGAUCCAGCCUACGGAUACAUCGAGCCAGUUGGAUCCGCUGUAUCAGCAGAGCCAAUCACUGAACCAGUCUAUUCAAGGGUCUGUGCCUUCUUUGGAGGAUGAAAUGGCCCAGAUGAGCGUGGGAAAGAAGCUGGCACCGCCUCCCAACCUUGCCCCACCAGAACGGUCAAACUCUACCGAUCGAAACUUGGUGCAGCCUGAGCAUCUUUUCUGGCUCUAUCUUGACCCAUCUGGAAAUGAGCAAGGUCCGUUCCUGGGUCUUGUUAUGCAAGAAUGGCUUACGGACGGGUACUUGGAUUUCGAUUUGCGUAUACGUCGUGCUGAAGAGUCCAACUUCUACUCAUUGAAGCAAUUCUGUGAAGGUGUGAAGAAUUAUGUUCAACCGUUUAAGGUACCAUUGCCGGAUUUGACUGGAUCUCAGCAGGGUCGUGACUCUCUGCAGAUUCCUAAUCCUCCUCUAGGCGAUACCAAUCAACAGUCUGCAUUUGCGGCCAGUAACUUGUACUCGUCGCUUUUGCCAAAUGGAGGUAAUCUGAAUCUUGGUGCCGCAUCCAUGAGAAUGAGUAACUCCAACAACUUAUUUGAUUUCAUGGGCUCUCGUGACUAUCCGUUGAUGAACCAACCUAACCAGUUCUCCAACAAUCAAUUUGCCAUCGAUCCCGUUAGCAUGAACUUGGGCCAGAACUUGGGCCAAAACUUAGGUCCCAAUCUUGGCCAAAACUUAGGCCAAAACUUGUCAGGCAGUUUUGGCCAGUUGCAUAUGCCUUCCUUGCUCCAGCAGCAGAUUCAGCAGCAACAGCAGCCUAACUUGUCCAGGAAUAACUCGGGUUGGGGAUUGGACACAACUAGUGGCUUGAUGGGUGGAAACCCUCUGACUCCUGGUGCUGUAAACACGAAUCUUGCUGGGUUAGGCAACCUGGGCCAAAUGUCGCCUUGGCUUUCUGGCGUACAGUCGGUGUCCAGAGUUAACUCCCCAUUUGUUCCAUCAUCCUCAUUGACAGGGUCUGUCUCUGCUGAGGGUUCUGACAUCGCCAAGCCUCAGUCUGACGAUCCCGUUCUCCAUGACAUCCACAGCUCGAUGGUCACUGGCAUUUUGAAUGACGAUGAUCAUCGCCGCCAACCUGCUGAAGAACCACCUGCUGAACCAGAACAACCUAGUGAAGCUCCUUAUGAAGAUCCUACUGCGAAAAUGCCUGGAGCUUUUAUUCCAGAGCCCGAGGUGGAAGAACCUCAACCUGCAUCACCUCAAAAAUCUGUUACGGAGGUGCCUACCGAGCCAACGGAAGAAACUGUUCCUGAGCAGCAGCCAGAGCCAGCAAAGGAAACCGUCAAAUCAGAAGCCAAGCAGGAAAAGCCCGCUUUGGCUCCAUGGGCCAAGAAGGCUGCUUCUUCAACAGAACAAACUAAACCUUCUAUGACUUUGAAAGAAAUCCAGGCUUUGGAAGCUGCUCGCUUGCGUGAAGAGCAACAAAUCAAAGCUGAGAAGAGACAACAGGCAGCUUUAGCAGAGGCUAUUGCCAUUUCGAAAGAGGAGGCAGCUGCAGCUGCAGCUGAGAAACCAACUUUCAAUUGGGCUAACAAUCCAUCGCAGCCUGUUAUUGGCAAGAAGUCUUUGGCUGAAAUUCAGAGAGAGGAAGCUGAAGCAGCGAAGAUUAAACACGCCGCUAGCAAGGCGGCUGCUCCAGCCAAGACCUCUCUUGCUAGCUCGUUGGCUGCCUCUGCACCAAAGGAAGAUAACGCUUGGACCACCGUUGUGAGCAAGAAACCUGCUCCAGCAAAGAAGCCCGCUCCAGCACCUGUUUCAUACUCUUCAGCUGCUGGUGCCUCGACGAGCUCCAUUUCUCCUCAGAUGUUGCGUGCUGCUUCUUCUACCAGUACCAACACACUGACCAUCAAUGGAAACGCUGUCAGAGAGGACUUCCUCGUGUGGGCCCGUUCAGCCAUGACAAACAUGUACCCUUCUGUUUCCAAGAAUGACUUGCUUGAGAUUUUCACCACCUUGCCUAUGCAUCCUGAUUCCAGCCAAUUGAUUUCUGAGACAAUUUACAGCUCUUCUGCUACCAUGGAUGGUCGUAGAUUUGCUCAGGAAUUCAUGAAGAGAAGACAAGCUGUCGAGAAACAGGUUGGCGCUGGCAGCGGUGAGAAUUGGUCCGCUGCUAUUGUUACAAGUGCCGAUAAGAUCCCUACCGUUGACGAUGAAGGAUGGAGCACUAGCAAGACUAAGAAGAAGGGAAAGAAGAAUUAG